GCCGCCGCCGAGAACGGACGUGCCACUCAAAGAUUAAUUUGUUAAAUUACGCGUUCAUACCCGUCCGUUUUUCUACUGCAAUAUUUUAUUACUUUUGAAGCCAUUUCUUUAUAGUCCAGUGCUAAAAGUGUUAUGCCGUUGUAUACAAUAAACAGUUAACAAAAUAAACAUGUCAGUGCAGUGAAAUGGAUUCUGAACAAUAGAUCAACGUUCCUCUAUAUAUAAUGUCGAAGACUUUGAAUGCCUACAGAAUAAAGAAGAUCGAAUCGCUGGGCAGGAUGACGGCGAUGUCGCAGGAGGAGCUGGUAGCGGGCGCGCGCACCGUGGCGGCUGGGCUCGAGGCACUUCGGGCCGAGCACGCUCAGCUGUUGGCAGGGCUCGCUGGACCCGCCGCCGCUGACCACGAGAAUGAGAAAGCCGCGCUUGUUAGGAAGAGCAUUGAUGCCAUUGAGCUGGGGCUUGGUGAAGCGCAAGUGAGUGUUACGACAACUACCACCAAGUUACCAUCCGCGGUGUUUUCGCAACCAGAUAGUUCUCUGCAGAGACAGGAUGUGUAUAUGGAUGUACUCCAACACAGUCCACGAAGAGAUAACAAACCUAUUUGGCAAGUCGCUGAGGAGCGUGAGGAGAACAAACAUCUACAGAAGGAGAACGCUCCGUAUGGCGAGUACGGCGGCUGGCAUAAGGCUGCUAAGGUGGAUUCCCCAACAGUGACAACAACUCUAAAGAACUUAGGAGCGCUGUACCGUCGGCAAGGCAAGUACGAAGCGGCCGAGACGCUCGAAGACUGCGCGCUACGUAGCAGGAAAGAGGCAUUGGACAUCGUGAAACAGUCGCGAGCACGCGGUCGACACGGCAGCCGCGAAUCCAUCGACCAUCAGGAACAUCACGACGAGGGUUCAAAUCAGGCGAGCGAGCCGCGAAUGAACUUAAAAUCAAAGCUGUUCAAUGCACUAGGCAUCAACACCAGCAACGCUCCGCACCAGUAGUAAAUAAGUCUAGAUUUAGGUCUUAAAUCUAGGUCAUAGGUAUUAAGAUGCUCGCUUCAUUUAGUAAAUGAUCCUUUGUUUUAAUAGUUGCAUUUGAAUUGUACAUCGUGUAAUGUAGUUUUUUUUACUACGAAAUAUUCUAGGACAUUCGAAAUGUUGCUGUCCCGGUGUUAAGUGAUACUUGCGUAGUAGCUUAAAUACAAAAAAAAAACUAACCGGCUAUAGAAAAAAAUAAUAAGGAUCAGUUACGUCACACUUAAAAACCUGUCAGUCAUGUUGUGUUUUGCACUUUAUUAUAAUAAAGAAAAUACGUGCAAAAUUCAAAGAGCUUGACCAUGACUGCUUAGUAUUAUUUAUUAGCAUGCGUUAGGGGCACUAAUUAUUAGUAACAUGUGAAAAAAAUAUAUUAAAAAAAAAUACAAAUAUGAUGUGUGAUAUGAAGAGAGUUUGCUACCGUCCUAAAAUAUGUAUAUUAAAAAAAAUAGUAUAAAGACGGUGAACGGUUCUUUUAAUUGAUGACGUCAUACUGUCAUGGAACUACGUGUUACAAUCUACGAGGACGCGUUAAUUCCGUAGCUUUUGGACGUGUAAUAGGAGUUCCUAUAACCAUGUAGGAACUUCCGGGAACAUUGAUCCCAGUACCCCAUUACGGAAUAAAAUGCGACGGUGUAAGAUAAAACGCAAAAACGGUGUAAUUCAUAAAAAAUAAUUUAAAUAUUUGCAUUUAUUUGUCAUUGUGGUGUGUCCGUAAUAUUUAUUAAUUGCAAUAUUAUUGUUAUUUUUUUAAUUCGCGCAUGUGUUAAAACAACGAUAUAAUUUUAUUUGCUUUACAAUUUUAUGCAACUUUUAAUUUCCUGAUGCGUACAGGGUAUAAGAAAACAUCUAAUUAUAUUAUACAUUCACACGUUGAAAUCGAAAACGUAACUCAACGAAAAUCUGUUUUUUUUUUUAAAUUCAAACAUAUUUUCAGACACGUUUAGGUUUUAUUGAUUUUAUUGAAUAUCAUGAUGUCUUUACUACCAUGAUAUUCAUUUAGUUGUCGUGUAAUGACUCCAUUAGUUUGUUAUAAUUGUUAAUACAAAGUUCGCACACUAAAAAAAAUUCUUCGAUCUGACAGAGUCGAAGUCUGUAUUUAAAUAAUAAACAUUGCCAUCAAAUUUAGCAAAUCAAAAUAUAUUUAAAAAAUCAAAUUACCUAUAACAUAGUUUAUUUCCCAAUAGUCGAAUUUUUCCUUUAGUGACAGUAUAGAUUUCAACGUGCGAUAUAAUUAUAUUUAAAUAUAUCAAUGUAAAAACAAUCAUUUUCUUUAUAAAACAUUUUAAUCGAAAAUACAUAAAUUAUAAUUGUUCUUACGCCCUGUACAGAAGUAAUCGUGUUCUUGUAUGUGAAGAUUGCAUGUAAUGUUAGUUCGUGAUUGUGUAUUUUUAUUAUGUCACUUAAUUUUACCAUGUAGUCUUUUUUUAAUCUAGUAUGAACAUCUUUCUUUUGAAUUGUAAUGCUAAACUUUCAUUCCAGAAUAAGAUGUAAGCUUUAUGUGAGAUAAUCGAGUUAUAUAUAGGUUAUUAAUAUAAUAUUUUUUAUAUACACGUGAUCUUUAUUUCUAUUACUUUGGUGCUCGAGAUUUUUAUUGUGUAAAUGCCGUACCGUUCUUGUUUGUCUAUUCCCUUUAAAGUUGUCCUGAUAACAGAAUUUCUCAGGCUUCUCAUUCUUGUAGGGUUAGCACGACAGGGCGCGACUUGUGCGAGAGCGACAUAAAGCGCGAGAUCUCUAAGGCUCAAUUUAUAUUACGGCGGAACGGAAUGGAAGCGAAAUUUUUAUGGUCAAUUGUGUGACGUUCAAACUAGAUACGAGCCAAAAAUCACGUAUCUCGUCUUCCGCGGAAUUCCCGCGAAUGCUCGAGCAUUCCAACGUCCGCGCGCGCCUUCUCGUGCAGCGAGGCGUAAUUGACGCUUGCGUUCCAUUCCUUUCCGCUGAAAUGUAAAUUGAGCCUGAGGGAGAUUAGCACUGUCUCGCGCUUUAUAUCGCUCUACACAACUCUCUAAAUAUCUAAAUGUUAGCGUCAACAUGUCCCGGGACUUCUGGGACUAAGUAAAUGUUAAAAUGUCCCAUCACGGAACAAUUUUCACUGGAAUAUUGUGGAAUUAAAUGUAAAAGGUGACAAGGUCAGGGCUAGAAUAAGGAAUCUCCAAAUUUUUUUUUUUUAAUGGCACACUUCUCGUCACAACAAUACGAUUUUAUUGAAUUUCCGCUAUCACAUCGUCG
Messenger RNA from Hyposmocoma kahamanoa, 3251 nucleotides. It is a transcript of the gene Klc, whose product is annotated as kinesin light chain-like. The coding region runs from base 225 to 989 and encodes 254 amino acids. Lineage: Eukaryota; Metazoa; Arthropoda; Insecta; Lepidoptera; Cosmopterigidae. Gene Ontology annotation, cellular component: membrane-bounded organelle; cytoplasm; kinesin complex. Gene Ontology annotation, biological process: microtubule-based movement. The transcript is spliced from 8 exons. Gene Ontology annotation, molecular function: kinesin binding. The record is from RefSeq and is a predicted model, not a curated record.